Messenger RNA from Ctenocephalides felis (cat flea), 1949 nucleotides. RefSeq names its product E3 ubiquitin-protein ligase TRIM33-like. The transcript has 11 exons. NCBI's taxonomy places the organism in Eukaryota, Metazoa, Arthropoda, Insecta, Siphonaptera, Pulicidae. Gene Ontology annotation, cellular component: chromatin; nucleoplasm. The record is from RefSeq and is a predicted model, not a curated record. Gene Ontology annotation, biological process: positive regulation of DNA-templated transcription. The coding region runs from base 195 to 1949 and encodes 584 amino acids. Gene Ontology annotation, molecular function: ubiquitin-protein transferase activity; zinc ion binding.
AGUUUAUGUUUAUUGUUUUUUUCGAAAUGUAAUACAUGUUGUACACGCAAAUAAAUAUUGUAGGUAAUAUUUUACCAAGUGUCCAAUAAAUUUUUAUCUCAUCAAUAUAGUGUAUGAUGGAUUUAAUAUGAUCACAAAGUUGGAAGUGGUUUGAGCUGGGUGUUAUAGACAGAUCUGGAGAGAAAACUUCCAAGAUGGAAUUAAACGCACUGCCUUACGAUGUCGAAGUUAAAAAGGAAAUUGGUGAAACAAAUAGGGAUUCAAUUGACACACAGAAUGCUGAUUUUGUUGAACCAAGUUCCAAAGAAUCACAGGCUCUAAUGCAAUGUGUAUGGUGCCUUUUAAACUUAAGGUCAAAUGACAAUCCUAAAUUAUUGGAAUGUUUACACGCUGCUUGUGAUCAAUGUUUGACACAGAAGUUGGCAGAGAGCGUAUUGCCAAACGCAAAUGUGCAACCUCAUACAGUGUCAUGUGCUUUGUGCAAUAUGCCUAGCAUGUUGGGACAGAUUAUAGAUAAUCGUUUCAUCACGGAAUUAACUGAUGAACCACCCAUUCCUACUGAAGAAAGUGAUAUUAAAUGCAGCAGUUGCACAGAGGAUGCUCUGGCAUCAAAUUGGUGUGAAGAAUGUGCAGAAUAUAUUUGUGUUAAUUGCGUGCUGGCACAUCAAAGAUUGAAAAUAACAAAGGAACAUACUAUAAAACCUAAAGAUAGUGUGAAUUCAUCUAACCACAAAUCUGGGGCCAAUCAAAAUUCACCAAAGCUUUAUUGCACCAUGCAUCCUCAGGAGAUUCUGUCCCUAUUUUGUGAAACCUGUGAUAAGUUAACUUGCCGUGAUUGCCAACUAACAGGCCACAGGGAUCAUAAAUAUAAAUUUAGCCAUGAAAUUGCGGAUGAAGCUCGUAAUUUUAUUCAUAGCUUAUUAGAAGAAGUCAGCUAUAAAAGGGUUUUGCUAGCAAGUGCUAUGAAAGUAAUAGAUGAACGACAGUCACUGAUAACAGAUAAGAGGAAAUGUAUUGUGCAAGAAAUUGCUCAAAUGGUUAUCAGGUUGACAAAUGCUAUAAAUACAAGAGGAAAACAAUUAGUAAUGAAGCUAAAUGAGGUAUGCGAGUUAAAACAAAAAACUUUGAGUGAAAAAAAAUUAGCAUUAGAACAAUUAUCACAACAGACAGAUCAUUGUAUAGAUUUUGUCAAUGGGGCAUUGGAUAAGUGUAGUGAUAGUGCAGUUCUGUUCAGUAAACGCAUUGUGACUAAUCAUUUACAACGCAUUAAGUGCAGAAGAGCCGAUAUUCCAAAUCCUGAAAUUCCUGUAAGGAUACAUCUUGCUUUAGAAAAAGUUCCAGAUUUAAUAAAAGUUAUUUCAUCUAUUGCAACAAUCGUAGUUGAUGGAAAAACAUAUUGUUCAUCCGCCCCAUCACAGCAACAAGUUCUACCUCAGCAAAAUUUGAAUUCAAUGCAAUCACAAACAAAUUGUAAUCAAAAUCAAUCUCAACAAAGCGGACUUUUGAGACCAAUGGGCACACCAUCACCCUCAUCUCAACAACAAUACCGGGUUGGAAUGCAUAACAUGCCUCCUCAACAACAGCAGUAUAUGCCACCAGCAUAUUCAUCCAUUCCAAAUUUGAAUCAACAAUCACAUCAUCAGAUGAAUUCAUCAGUGAUAGCACCACAACAUAGACAAAUACUUCCGAUGGGAAUGAUCCGAAGACAAUCUCCAAGCUUACUUCGACAUCCAACUAAUAUUGUACGCAAUCAGCAAGUCAGCUCCUCCACGCAUCCUCAAAAUAUAGAUGUAAGCCUUAGAGGUUUAUUAAAUACUCCAGUGCAACAAAUGCAAGUGCAAAAUCCAGCUGCUCUUCACUGUCCAGAUUACAAUGCCAUAAGAACUCCAUCCAACUCUGUUUCGAUGUAUGCAUCAAGACCUACAUCAUUUUCAGGUAAAACUUACUAA